This is a messenger RNA of Wyeomyia smithii (pitcher-plant mosquito), 16980 nucleotides long. It is a transcript of the gene bru3, whose product is annotated as CUGBP Elav-like family member 4. The coding region runs from base 3853 to 5148 and encodes 431 amino acids. The transcript has 13 exons. Gene Ontology annotation, cellular component: ribonucleoprotein complex; nucleus; cytoplasm. Gene Ontology annotation, molecular function: mRNA binding. Gene Ontology annotation, biological process: mRNA splice site recognition; regulation of alternative mRNA splicing, via spliceosome. The record is from RefSeq and is a predicted model, not a curated record. NCBI's taxonomy places the organism in Eukaryota, Metazoa, Arthropoda, Insecta, Diptera, Culicidae.
CAAGCCGCUGAAACCAGUUUAAUUCUCACGCACGCAUUUCUCAAAAUUGGUUGUUUUGAUGUUGGCUGUUUUGUUCGGUUGCUGUACAGAACUUUUGCAAAGAGAUGCCAUCGUAUGUUUUUCAAAUGUGUAGGUAGAUGUAGAAAGGAAUAAAGUGCAUCAGUUGGAGAUUGUUUUCCAACUGUUAAAUGCAAGGAAUGGAGCAAAUGAUCUGUGGUUGACACUAGUAGCAUUGGUAAUGAUAACAGUAGUGGUAGUAGCAGUUGUAGUAGUAACCUACAGGCAAGUCCUGACUGACAGCAUACGGCAUCAGGCGGUUUACAUGGAGCGAAGUGAUGUUAGAUCUGACAGGCCAGCAAUCCACCACAGAGAGCGAUUGAGCAUGAACAGCACUAAUUGAGAGAGUUUUGAAACGUUUAUGAGGGUGGAAAAGAGGGCGAAUGCUGGUGCCGGAAAAUCAGCAGGACGCGAACGGUGUGUGUUCUGAGAGUCUACGCGCGAGGUCCACGGUUCCGGUUGAAACUGUUUUGGAAUCAGAGCAAGAAACGUGGAACAAGGAUACGGGUGUGUUAUCGUCAUCGUCGUUGUCGUCGUCGUCGUGAUCGUUGUGUCGUUGUUGUCGUCUACGUGUUUAGUUGUUUUCAUAAGUUUGUUAUUUGUCUGGAAAGAAACUGUGUACGCAGAGAACCGAUAAGCUCAAAGAAUUAAUCGAGAAGGCGGAAAGUUUCAUCGAGUGGUGUCUGCAAAUAGAGAAAUCGUUUUGCCGGCGACCGAAUCAAUUACAAAGAAAGGCAAAAUUUAAAUGUAAACAGUACAGAAAAAAUAUUACAGGGAUCUACUUUACGAGUUGAAGUUUAAGUUUCGAACAAAAUCAACAAAAUUUUUGAACCAAGAACACAACUAAACUAUCAGCUGAGGCUUGGAAGUUAUUGGAAGGUAGAAGAAAAAUGAAACAAUCUUGCAAUUGAUGGGAAACGUGUGAAUUGUAGAUGCUGUUGUUAUUUAGUGUUACAAAUAAACGAAACGGAGUAUCCUUAAAUCAAAGUGAUUACCAGCUUGGUCGCUGAGUGGUUGAUGAAGAAGGAGCCCAUCUGCUACUAUUUGUCGACGUUAGACAGCCUGUGGACGGUGACAGUAAGCUAGAAUCACUCUCAACGGCCUAUUUACAGAGUGACAUACAUAGGAGGACGAGAAUGCAGCUGCAGUCAGCCUUGCAUAUCCUGUCCAUCGCUGUACAGCGGUAGUCAACAAUCGAACCCGUUCGGUAGCCAGUAAUUGACCGUGAGUGAAAACCGAGCUACACGCAGUUUACAGUACUUAUCCGUGGGUCACGCACGCACGUCGCCAUCGUUAUUGUUGUGUUUUUCCGUUCCCAGUGUGGUGUGGUUAUUUGGAUUUCGGUCUAUCGAGUGUAUACAAUCUGGCACUUCCUUCUCAGUUUAUUGUAUGAUUCGCAUCGCGACACCAUCCGUGUUUCCUCAGAAGACAAUAUCAAUAAUCGUGCUUAAACUUGAAUACAAUCCAACAACAAACCCACAAAAUCACAUCAGAAAGUGCCUAACCACCAGUUCUUUGUCCUCAGUGUGUGUUGAUUUCAUCAGUUGGCAGAUUCUUCCGGAACGAUUCGACUAGGACCGAGUAAAGUCGAUACAGAAGAAAUCACCACUUGUUAUUACUGUUAUCCCUUCAUAGGAACUAGACUGUGCAACCGAUCCGGAACUUGGAGCCGCCUGUUUUUUCCCGUUUUUUGUAUUAGAAUGAGUGCAAGACCUAGACCGACAACUAUUACGGAACACGAAACGUAGGACAAGUUUAUAUGUGAACAUUGAUUUUUUCGCCUGUUUUCCUUAUUUGAAGAAAUAGAAAAAUCCCUUGUUGAACUAACAAAAAAAAAAAAAGGAAACAGAAAAACUGGUGACUCAAUCUGCUGGCGAAGAACUGGUAAACGGGAAAAAUACAAAUUUAAUUUAAAGUUUAUGUGUUGAGUGCACUUUCCCGAAGCAAAGUUUCCGCGCUUAGAAGAGAAAGAAGUGGCACAAAAUUCGAAAUAAAGUGGAAAAAGAUUGAGUUGGUUUCUAGCCGCGAGGUAGUUGAUUGAGAGAUUCCAGAAUAUAGUGGAAGGUGGCCGUACGAAACAAGACGCACGUGGAAUCGAACUUUUCUCUUGGCUAGCAUUUUAUUGUUUUGCUCAUCUAUCAUAUUAAGAACAAAAAAAGAACUACGGCAAGACGAAAACAAAGCCAGAAUAAUCGUCAGUAGGUCCAGGAAACGAAGCCCGGCGAUAUUUGCAGUCGUUUAUGAUAGAUUUUGGGUUUCCCCUUGGUUCGUCCUUACGUUCGUCAUCCAAAAGUUACCUAGUCGAACGACGUACACUAGCGAGUGAAACUUAAGGGAAUUGCUGAAGGAAAAAGUGUGAUAUAGUGUGAUUGUGAUUGGCGCUAGUCGUUUGAGGCCACGAAAGAACGACCGAAAUUGAAAUUUCCGCUUUAAGUCGGGACAAACGUUCAAUAUACCGAACGAGCUCGGGUAGAGUGUAAUAUCCGAAAAUCGUGCUAUAGCGUAAUAAUUUCUAAUAAUAGUUGCAAUAACAAUAUCAUCUGUGAGAAACUCCUACAAGUUCAGGGACUGGCUUGUGGGUUUGUUUGUGUGUGGGUAUAAUACAUAUACGUUUCAGUGCAGUUGGUAUUCUAUGUGUGGAAAAGAAUUUUGCUUUGUUUAGUUGCCGGUGCUUCGAGCGUCUAUGAUAAAAAUCUACGCGACAGGAAUGUUUUGUUGGUCUCCGAUUACAAUGUGUGGAGAAAUAAUUGAUUAGUUCCAAAAUGUAUUAAUACAAACAGCUCAUAAAUAUCUACACCGUUCAGCAAACUGUAUGAAAGUGUGUUAUUGAAUAAUGUGAUUCUGGGAAAGGAAGAUAGAACAACCAGUAGCAGCGUGCAGUGUUUUGUUUAAACGUGCCACAAGAAGGAGUAGUAGAAAAUUAUUCUUCACACGCCAAAAAUCAGGGUGAAGAAUGUGCAGCGUGUAAAGCAGAUAAAAUAACUUACAAAUCAUAAGCUGAAAGCUCUUCCGAGUGAUGUGAAUGAAAGAAAGGAAAAAUGUAUGCGUUCCUUUACUGCUGCAGUGGAAAAGAAACCAGUUGAAAACAGCAGAGAAAGAUAUUAAGAAAAUAAGUGUGCAAUAAUAGUGUAAUAAUUUUCCACACUCAUUAAAAUAUGAUAACAAUUAAGCCGAUUCCUGAAGAUAACUCAAAAGUGACCAAAAUCAGUAUGGGACAGUUAUGCGGGUACCGGCCGUAUAGUCUUCAAAGACUUUAAUGAAAUUUUCCCAUAAGUAAAAGGAAAAGGACCGAUCCUGGUGAGUUGCGAAAUGAUUCUCCAUUUUCAAUGAAAAGGAAACAAAAACCUUCCAGUCCGGUGCGCGGCGAGUACAGCAUAAACAAGGUCGACGAAUACAAAGAGAACGUAGACAGAGUAGAAAAAUUCAACAGACGGAAGCACAUCCCGAGCAAGUAAAUACUAUCAGAAAAUUUGAAACAAAAAUUCAGUAAAAAAACACAAGCAAAGCCUCAUUCGGUUGUUCCGUUAGGGAGGAAGGGUGCUCACCCUGCAAGAAAAACAAAAGCUUUGCCACCCCGUGCCAGGGAGAAAAUUUGACGGUAACAAGAGCGGCAACAGCAGAAGAAAAAACGUAGCAAGUAGCAAACCCCUGCCACACAGAAGUAGUGAGUGUAAAGAAAGUGAAAAGUACUUUUUGUCGACGGCCCGAGCAGUGGCAAAAGUGGCAGAAGUGAAGGCAACAACAAGUGGAAAGGAACAAAACGAGGAGCUUCGUCAAUAUUUUGAACUCGACCAAAUGUUGGCCUUUCAUAACGAACAUAUAACAAGCUGUGCGUUUUUGACGUAUUUCAGUCCGGAAAACGCUAUUAACGCUCAGAGCGUGUUACAUGAAAAGCAGACUUCACCUGGGAUGAACCGUGCUAUUCAAGUUAAGCCAGCGGAUAGCGAGAACCGCGGUGAUCGAAAGCUUUUCGUUGGCAUGCUUAGCAAGCAGCAGACCGAGGAGGAUGUAAGACAGUUGUUUAACGCAUUCGGAACCAUAGAAGAGUGCACAAUACUAAGAGGACCGGACGGAGCCAGCAAAGGUUGCGCCUUUGUAAAAUUUACCUCGCAUCAAGAAGCUCAAGCUGCUAUUACAACCCUUCACGGUAGUCAAACUAUGCCGGGAGCGUCCUCUAGCUUAGUGGUUAAGUUUGCGGACACCGAGAAAGAGAGGCAACUCCGUCGUAUGCAGCAAAUGGCCGGUCAUAUGAACCUGCUUUCCCCGUUCGUCUUCAACCAGUUCGGACCGUACGGUGCCUACGCACAACAACAACAAGCAGCACUGAUGGCCGCGGCCACCGCACAAGGAACCUACAUCAACCCCAUGGCUGCCCUCGCAACACAAAUACCUCAUGCGUUGAACGGUGGGUACCAGCUGGCAGUUCCAUGUGAAUCAUCAGCGACCACUGAUUGUCACGUUUCUUCACGCCCGUCAGGUUCUGGACAACCCGUGAACGGUACCAUCCCAUCGCUACCAUCACCAACGAUGCCAACAUUCAACAUGGCAGCACAAACCCCCAACGGUCAACCAGCCGGUUCCGAAGCGGCGGUAUAUACAAAUGGAAUUCCUCAAACCUACCCGGGGCAUGCGCUACAUCUGUCGAUACCAGCUCAAGGACUUCCAAACGGGGAUGCUGCCCUGCCCCACGCAGCCUAUCCCGGCAUCCAGCCCUAUCCGGGUGUCGCCUACCCAGCCGUAUACGGACAAUUUCCGCAAGCCAUACCACAACCAAUAGCCGCCAUUGCACCAGCACAACGUGAAGGUUGUUCCAUAUCAGGCCCGGAAGGUUGCAAUCUAUUCAUCUACCAUCUACCCCAGGAGUUUGGCGACGGUGAGCUGAUGCAAAUGUUCAUGCCAUUCGGCACUGUGAUAAGUUCGAAAGUCUUCAUCGAUCGAGCCACGAAUCAGAGCAAAUGUUUCGGUUUUGUGUCGUUUGACAAUCCUGCCAGCGCUCAAGCUGCAAUCCAAGCCAUGAACGGUUUUCAGAUUGGUAUGAAAAGACUGAAAGUUCAGCUGAAGAGACCAAAAGACGCCAAUAGACCCUAUUAACAAUCAGAGAUCAAAAGCGCUUUAAAAAGUGCUUCUGCUGAAGCUUUAAAAUACGAAGUAAAUCCUUAGAAAAAAAAGUACUAUAUCAUCAAUUAAAAGAAAAGAAGUGAAAUAAAAAAAUACAAAAACAAAUCACAUCUAACCAGCAGAUCCUUCACGCUAAACCGACCGUUCGAGAUACAGUAAUUAAUUAUUUCACGCGUAACCGAGGAAUUUUCUGAGCGCCUAGACGCUUCUCAACUGACAAGGGGCAUUUUAGGAUGCAAUACAAUAGAAUAAAAGCACGUAAGAGCGAGUGGAAAUUACCUAUAACAAACUUUAACUAUUAGUCGCCGAAGUGUAGUAAGAGUAGGAAAUCGCGAAGGGAAAACGAGAUAUAGAAAAAAAAAACAAAAACACAGAUCGGAGAGAAGGCGAGUUACAAAUUGAAGUCCAAUUCUAGUCAGUAUCACCAGUCUCCUAAAUAAUAUAAGCCUGUUCCAUUUUUUUUUUCGCCAUAUGCACUCAUCUGAAAGCUAGUAGCUGUUUAUUAGACAUACUUGCACCAAUCAUUCUUUUCAUCAAUGAAUGGCGGAAAUUGUCCACCAGGCAACAUUUGCACACAUACACUUUAGCAGCCAGCUUUUAGCUAAUGCGUGAAUGAGAAACCGCACACGAAAAGCUCCUGGAAUUCCUCAUCUGUUAGAGAAAAAAAAGGCUUUCAGUUUGAAAUUCACCCCAAUCUGUACAUUUUAGAUAUAUAAUAAAAAUAUAUAUUAUAUAUACAAUACCUAAGAAUAUUUAUACAUUAGAAUGUAGUAAUGACAGGAUAAACAAGUUUUUGCUAGUUUCAACAUUUUUUCAUUGUGCCAUUUUGAGGGAGAACACAACAUGAAACAGGAAGUAAAAAAGUAAGCUAAAAGUUUUUUCGAGUCGACUGUUUGGAGUUAAAGAGGCUUAUGGAAGAGCGAAUAUGGCAUUUUUGGCACGUACUUGCGCAGCAAGACUCGCAGAAUGAAUACGCAUUAUGAAGGUACGGAAAAUAACUUUUUAUCCCUUAACCAUAGACCACUGAAGUUCUAUAUACAUAAUUGAAUAAAGCUAUAUAUAAAGGUUAGAUAAAUAAAAAACUUAUUAAAAGAAGUAUUUAAAAUUAACGGUAAUACAAACAAAACUCAACCUAAAUAGUAACGUAAUGAGCAGUUUGAAUGAGAAAAUCUGCGACCUAGCUGUUAGGUGCAACAGGAGAACAAAAAAAGCAAGCUAUUUUACAGUAGAGCAUACGGUAAGGACGUUUGCAUACGCGCGGUAACAAUUGCCCAUCACCUAGUAUACUAGCUAGAAGUAAUUCAUCUAUUCGAGGGAAAGCAGUAAAACACACACUUACAAAUACAUUCAUUACACACAUUACAAGCAUUACACACAAAUGAAUAUCUAUAUGAUUAUGACAUAGUGAAAUUUAACCAAAAAAAAGCCCAAACAUUGGGUUCUGAAGCUAAGACUAGAAAAAAUCAAGUUUUACGAAAGUUGCUUGUUUGAAGACAGUUUUGUUGUAUAUGUAUUUAUAUAAAUUAUUAUGUUUAGUUCGUAUUAUAACAUCAUUUGACCUGUUUCAGUAUUGAUUUUUGUAUAUUAAUCCUAUUUUAUUUUUUAGCAAAAAAAAAACACAUUUUUAAGCCACUUAUUUUCGCGAACCCUGUUGUUAGAGUUUACUUUUCAAAUCUUAUGUGCAAUAUAAAAUUUGUCGAUAAGUCUAGUCUUCUUAGAAGAGCGAAUUUACUAAUUGUAUGACAAAAAUUUGUUGAAAGCAGUAGUGCUUAAAAGAUUAGGUUUAGCUGCUUAGUAACUACGAAUGAGAUAAUCCAGCAUGCUAACGCUUCUUGAAACAACCGACUAAAACCUACUACAUAUGUUAUAAAUUUAUUAACCCUGAAACCAGUAACAGAAUACACAUUCAUCGAGAUGAAUCUACAGCUAAGUAAAGCCAAAAAUGAGAUAAAAUUGUAAUGGUUAAAUCAUGCUUAACUAAAAAACAAACUUGUGAAAAGGUAUGACUUGUACUAAGAGAUAGUUUAUCGACGAAGAAAAACAUAUGGAGCCAUGAAUAGGAAGGUUAAUAUUUCACAUAGUUGAUGCCCCUCUCCAUCCAACUGAAGCGUAACUCCCAAAGACUUCUAAUCGCACUCAAAAUUGAUCUCACGAUACUUAGCUUUAUAGUCGAAGCUAGUUCCUUGCAAUUGUUUUAAAAUCUCCGAGUUUCUUGAUGUGUCGAAUCGAUUGACAUCCCACGAAGUAAGAAAGUGAUCAUUGGCGAGUAUUUUUACAGUAAAGUUUAUAUUUUGAAGGUAACACAACCAGACACACUCAUAGCGUAGAAACAACCAGCCAUUUAUUUAUUUAUGGUUAUUCGUACUGUGCAAAAAAAAAUCUAGUCAAACUCAUAACAAAUGGACAGUAAAAAUGUGUAAUAUUUCUUUCAUUUUAAUUUAAUUUAAUACAGUGCGUCUUAUAAACUUUACGUCAGCGACGCAAGUCGAGGAUGGCUGCGUCGACUACCGUAAAUCAGAGGAUGAUGUGUGAAAUAUGACGAAAACAAAGAAGCAAGCAAAAAUUUAUCGCACUGCAGAUGGGGGAUUCUGUGUAGAGUGGAUUAAAGCGAAGUUUUUAAUUAAAGACGGAAACGGAUUCAUUUUUAGUGGCAGCGAUAGCCAGGGAAACAAUUUAUUUCGAAUAAGGACGCUAUGAACGCGGUAUUCUCCCGCUUGACGGCCACACGCUGUGGGUGUGUAAGGUUUUGUUUUCAACAGUUACCAAGCGGGUGUUUUACGAUUCAAUUUAACGGUUUAUACUGGCUUUUAUCGUGAACCAUGAUGAUUGAAGCCGGAUUAUUUUUAAUUAGGAUUUACGGUGGGCUGUUGUUAAUAAUUUCUUUUCACAAUUGAACCGUGUAUUCGUCGUUAUAAGUCGCUAUAAGAUUAAAUUAGACAAGCAUUUCUCACCGACUAUCUGUCAAUUUACAGAAUAAUAAAUAUUUUUCAAAUCAAUGUUCAAUAACUUUGCUGCACAUGGCGAAACUGUAACGAAUAUUAUUUACUUUUUCAUUUCUCUUCUAAUCAAGCUAGUCACGCAGAUGUAUGCUAUUUGUCUCUUAAUGUGUACCGUUAGUGUCCGUUGAGCCGUUUUUCUAUUGGUGUUCCAUUUUCUAACGAUUGAAUUUUGACGAUCCGAUAUUUCAUGAAGACAUAAAAAUCCACAUUUAAAUAUUGGCUCUCACAGAUUCAGAAACAGCCUUUUGUAACCAAGCUUCCCAUAACAAUCGAUUCAGUCAUUUCUUACACGAAACAGCAAACAAACCUAAUCAAACAUCGGUUUCGUCAGACGUCAACUCUGGAUUCAUAGCAUUGUUGUGUCUGUAUCUUAAUGUUCGAUAGAGUUGCCAGUUUUCUUGUUAGAAUGUUUCAAAUGAAACAAUGAUUGUAUCCACUCAGCAACAAUUUUCAAGAUUAUUUUGUUGACUUCAUAAGUCAUUGUUUUUGUUUACAGUGGAGAACGCUAGCGUAGCUUCGUGAUGAAAAUAAAUAUCAUACAUACAGCAAUUGUUUGGAGGUGAACUGUGAACAAACAACUGACGUUUCUGUCGUACACUAAACUGUAAAACUGUUCUCACUAUUUCGUUCCCAUGUUGGUCGACCUACAGCAUCAUUUUCCUCCUACAUAUUUAAUUUUCCUGUUAUAGCACCACAACGCACAGACUAUAGAAGCGCAACUGUAAAUACAGGUCCAGUUUUGUCUUGAAUGGAUAUUUAGAAUUUGAAAUUAGGAGCAAGAAUCAAACAAAACUUAACAUCGCGCACAAUUGUUGCAUGGUUAUAGUGUGUAGCAAAAAAAAACCUUUAUAAGGAAAUGACACAUGGUACCUAUCAUCCUACCGUCAAUACUUUCCUCAUCUUGAAUAUCGUUUAGAAGUACUACACCCAAAAAUGAGAAACUCGAUACACGGGCUGUGAUUUGGAUGUUUUUUUAUGUUGUAACAUAUUCAUAUUAUGAAAUCACUCAUUUUUGUUGUUAAUCUUCAUUGCAAAUUCGUCAACAUGAUUGAUUGUUAUAUAUUAAAAAAACGAUGAUAGCAAUACUUGGCCCUAAUUUGAUUGAUAAUUACGUACAACAUCUACACGGAUCGCAGUAUAAUUUCUAGAUGCAUUUUGUAUCUUAAUCUCGUUCUCGGCUCUAUAAGAAGAUAUACCUUACUAGUUCAAUUCCCAAAUUCCCUUUGCGCCUCGGGGGUCACUUAAAGAAGCAUUAGCAUAAUAAAAGAAAGGUAUUUGGAUUAAAACUUCAAAAAAAUUAAUGUAUGGUGAAUGUUAAUACAAAACGCUAACACCUAUGGUGAAGUUUGAAAAAAAAAUGAAAUUACUCCUGUGAUGCAUAAAUGUGCGCAAUCUUUUUAUUCUUAAUUUGGGUUUUGACACUCCACACAGAAUCAACCUGUCGACAGUCGGAUCCUAUUGCCAAACAUUGAUUGAAGCUUUCAGCAAGUGAAAGUUUUUAGCUUGUAAAUACUGUACAGUAACUCUAUCGAUAAAACUAACUUAACAAAAACCGAACAUUUACACCUUCGAUAACUACAGCCACAAAAAAGAAAGAGACGAAUGAAUGUGUAUUGAUUACAUCAUAUCAGUUUGAAAGUAUUUAUUUUAUAUACUGAAAAUACCUAUACCUAUACACAAAACCAAAACACCGAUAUACUUAACGAACAAAAAAUUGCAUAUGUAGCAUAUAGUUUUGAACAAAGAAGUAUAAACAAACAUGAAAGGACUACAGCCCAACGAAAGUGAACCCACCUUUUAAAAAGCAUGCUUUUAUUCAGUUUCAAGCCUUUUCCCAAUCUACAAUACCCCUUUCUAUUAUUCUCCAAUCAGACAUUUGUUGAAAUCUAUUUAGUUAAAAAUCUUGCAAGAAUCGGAGAUACGGAGUGCUAAGUAAAAAAAAAACACUGGCAUAACACUAGUAAUUAUACACAAGUUUGUACGGUAGAUUAUCAUCGCCAUUAUUUUUGUGCUCGGUUCCGAAUCUCCGAUCAUCAACCAUGUGAUGAAUUAUUGCUACCUAGAAAUGUAAACUCGGAACAAAUUCAAACGAGGAAUUAUGAACAAAAAAUGUUUAUAGUAACUUCUCGAGAGAUUGUUUCUACGCAUUUACUUAUUUUUGCAUAGCCGGCUUCAAUUGUAUUUAUUUUCUAGCCAAGUUAUUAUGCAAGCCUUGCUAUUAAUAUUAGAAUGGGGAGUAGUAGGUAUGAGCUAAAAUAGCAUUUAGAACAGUAUACCUAAUAGCUAUUGUUUGGUCCAUUGGUUAUUUACGUCUGGUUAACUGUGAGACUGCUUUAGUUACCAAACCCGGUGGUCCGAAACUUCGAUCCACAGUUUUAUUUGAAAACGCGGGAUACUUCAGUGAAAUUUACAGCCAUUUUAGUAAUAUGCUCUGUUAGAUAUAACACUCUGAAAUUCAAAAAAGGAAUACACAAUCACUAUAUAGAAUUCAAUCCUAGACAAGAAAAAGAACAUGCCCGUAUCAAAUCCGUACUGAAAAAUAUAUUUAGAUGCUGAAAUACAAUCGAAAUCAAGUGGGUUGAUGGGCAAAAUUAAAUCUAAGCCUCAAACGAAUGCCACAGUUAUCCGUCAGCAGUGGUAGCCAAUAUUAGGAAACCGUCAUUUCUUGAUUAGUUAAUUCACAUGCAGCAUACAGAUUUCAAUAUAUUAGCUCACAAAUGUUAAUGCACGGAUUGUUUUCGCAACGUGAAGUUCAAUGCGUUCCUAACAAAACACUUCUAUUCGCAAAGGUUAUUAUACAUUGUCAGUCAGUUCAUAACAGUGGCUGGAACGGCACAUUCUCGAAGUUGGAAGUGCUAUUUUGAUGUGGUAGAAAAAAGAUUCUUCUAACAAAUUGUGUGCGUGUAAGGUAUUUUACUGCUUACAAGGAUACGCACAUCCAUUAACCGAGCUGUUUUUACCACUAGCAUACACUAGUUUACCCUACGCUUCGUGUACAGCGAUAUGUGAAAUGCCUCCUUGUCUAUAAAACAGUUAACAGCCAAUAUUGGAUUGAAUGUUCUUAAAAAAUAGGCAAUCCUGACUGCUAAAGAUUUCUUCUGUGGAUAGUUCUAAUAUGCUGAUUUACAUACAGGAAUGAACGAUAUAUCUCCCUUUCGUAUUGCAAUUCUAGUAAUCGUUUUUACGAUGAAGCACAUUCGCUAUACAACAAACUUUGCGUCACAAAUCAUGCUAACAUUUCUACCACUGCACACAUUUUAGUGACUAAAAUGCCAACAUUCACCCAUAGACUAGGAUCACUUAGGUAGCAAACAAGUUGUUUUAGUCUUGAAACUAUUUUUCGUUUUGGAGUAUCUAUUUAAGCUCAAGCUGUCACGGCUUAGUUUGCGUUGAAUCUAUCAAACUGUGUCCAGAGCGAAAGCAGGACGAUGCUAACCUUAAGCUUAUUCUAGGUUUUUCAAAUAGAAAAUUACACAAAGAUCAACUAGUAUAUCACGUAAGGCCCUUUGCAGCACCUCUAUAUAUACUUUUAAAAUGAUGCCAAACAAAUCCUGCGAAGCAUUACCGAAAACUUCUCCCAACGCAUUACGGGCGUCCUCUGCCAAUAGAAUUUUAGAAAAAAAAUAUAUAUAUCCAAAACCUAUACCUUUGUACAUGCUCUCAAAUUUGAAAAGGGAAAUAUUUUCAGGCAAACGAAAAUAGCACAACAUGGAACUGUAAAUUUCUUGACGCCUUCUGAUUGAUACACACACAAAAUGUUACAAACAGGAACAGCAGAGUAUCACUUAUUUUAAACAUCGCGGUCUACUAGAAAUGGUUUUCGAAAAUUUCAACUAGGUUUAUGGGCUCAUACCAUAUAGAAUUCUUAAUGCACUGCAUACAAUACUGAAAACACGAAAAAACAAACACUUAUUAUGAUUACAAAUAAAUACUAUCCCUAUAAAAAGUUAUAUUAUCCCAAGGUGAAUAGUUUCAGAGCUAAAGCUUUCUGUUAAAUUGUGAGCGAAAAACGGAAAUUACAGCACACUCACUACAUUUAGUACAUUUAGUACAGAAUAAGUAAUUGAUGCAGACAAGAGGAUAAACAAAAAAUAAAUCAACCUAGUAGUAGCAUACAACAAACAUUCAGCUCUUGCAGAGGGAAGUAAACCGAAAAAGAAACUAUUAAAUGAAACAUUGUAUAAAUAUAGGAUACAGGGUAUUUCUUGCAAUUAUAGCGAAAAAAUAACACGUUGUUUGAAAAAUUCUAUUAUUAAAGCAUUAUUAUAAUUAAAACUAUUAUUGAACAAAACCAGAAAAAAAAACAUUUAGAUGAGAAAACCUUUUAACAAUACCAAGAGCUUUUUGUUCCUUUUUGCAAGAAAAAAAAUUUGUUUAAGAUUGCAAAAAAACUUAUAAAAAUAUUCUGUUUUGUGAUAGUAACGAAACCGAAAGAUGAUGAGAAACUAUUAACAAAUUGAUAAAAGUAGCCAUAUGAGAAAAAAAAAACAAUAACAAUUUAAGAAUUUAUUAAACAUAACCUAUUACUCUCGCUUAUCAUCUGAGAAAGGGUGACGUUUAAUCUGUUGGUUUCUUACUUGUUUUCUUUGUUUAUCUAUGACUGCAUCUUUCAACGCAUUUCAUUACUGAAACCUGAAAUGGCUGUUAGCAGUUUUUAACUUGUAUGAGAAAUAACUCCCUAUUCUCAUGAUUUUCCGAUUUAGACUUGCUGCAAUACCAGCAGUUUAGUAGACAGUGCAAUAUUCAUUUUUUGGCAAACAUUCUUUUUACAAUCCUUUUAUUAUGAUACAAAUACUAGAUAUACAAGUAUUUCUACAAAAAAAACUACAAAAGAGAUUAGGAAUCACAAAAAACUGUAAAUUUUACGAUAUUUCAAGCUUUACAACUAUAUAUUUAGCAUGAGUAUCAUUGACGAGUAACUAAAAUUAACAGUGCGGCAAAAAACAGCAAAACUACCGAAAUAAAUCAAAUUUUUAGAGAAAUAUUUUCUUUUUUAACAUUUUUUAUUUUGCAAUUUUUGAGAACAGUUUGCCCUUACAGCCUACGCUGUGGUAGAGAGGCUUCACAGGACCAAACUGGACCUAGAUUGCCACUGUAAGAAAAGCAUAGUAAGAUGCCACUGUAAGAUAGGCAUAGUAAACUCAGCAAAUCUCAUAACAACAAAGUUGAAGCAACCAGAUGAGAAUUUGAACGUGGAGCAAUUUUACGUUUCCAUACAGAAUGAAAACAGUCAAAAGCUCACGUACAAAUGACCGGAAAUCAAAAUUUCUACGCACAAGUAGAGGAAAUAGUGCUAAGCAAAACAGUUCCUCUGUGGAUAGGGCCGAUGUUAAAGCGCUUUGAAGUGGCAUUUUCCAUACUACUUGCGAAGAAUAUUAGCACCUCUCCAAUUAGUAACCAUCCAAACGAUUCGCCAUCUUUGGUUUGUUUCAUGUAACCUCACGCUACUAAUUCUAUUUGAAUUCUUCAAUGCACAGAAUAAUUUGACAAAAACAAAAAAGAACAAAACGAUUUAAACAUACAUGGAAGAAACUUUAAUUAUUGCGACAAUAUCGUAUUAUAAUAAAAUAAUUAAAAAUUGAAAUGAAGCCUUAAAACUGUAUAUGCAUCAUAAAAUGCCAAACGUGCAUAACUUAAAAAAUAUAAACUUGAGAGUAAUAUUGGGAAAAUAUAUCUAGAAAGCGAGCGAAAUCCCAAACCAAUCGAUGAAUCAUACAUAGAUAAAAUGCGUUCCCGUGCUAAGCGAGGCUGGCAAUAUCAGCAAAAACAUACAACAUGCCCUUCUAGUCGACCAUUUGCAUGGUUUCAAUCAAAGAAUUUUCUCAAAAACAUGAUAAAAUACUAAUUCUAUGAAAAAUAUACGCAGCUAAAUGAUGUUAAAGAAGAAUUGAACACACACACAAAUUACAUAAGCAUAAUAACAAAACAAAAAAUCACAACCGAGCAAAACUGAACGGCAAUUUCAACCUACACCAGAGUAAAGAAAAAAAAACUACAGAAACGAAUCAUUUGCUGGACUGUUGCUCCGCUUUCCUGUCAGUGUACCACAUCCAAUUGUGAAUCGAAUGCUUCUUUGAUUUUGCAUUGCGUACCAAUAUCCCAUCCUUGUUGUUCGUUUACAUCCCCUCAUCUACCUGAACUGUCGCAGGUCGAUACCAUACCAUUUUAGUUACAAAUUUUUGAUUGUCUCUUCACGCAAACCAGCGUUAAUAACUGCAUUGUCAGCACUUACAGUUAGUCUUAAAAGUGAACAUAUGAAUUUAUUUGAAAGGUAUAACAAAUAAUAAAAGCGAAGAGUAUAGUACAUACAAUAUAUAUUUAUAAAAAGUAAAAUUAUUUAUAUUGAAACAAAAACAUAAGGAAACAAAUGUAAAAAGAACUAUGAUCUAAAUUUUAAGUACAACAGUAUUAGAGUAAUCAUAAAUAUAAAUUAACAAAAUGAUACUGGAACUAGUUUAAAUUAACAUAUUAUUUAAAGCAAACAAGUAUUAACAAAAAAAAUCCAUUUUAGGUCUAAUACAAAGUACUUAAUAUUCAUAAAACGUCCUUGAAAUAAAAGGAUUUCAAUGAAAUUUUAUGAAGUUAUGAUUACCAAACACGCGAUGUUGGAAACACCCAAACAAUUGAAAAGUGGAAAAGUAUAUUCAAACGUCAUAUCAGGCAAACUCUAAAAUAAACUUUAAAAAAGUAAUCAUACUAGUAAAAAUCAACUUACAUUUAUUAUUAUUAUUUCUAGGAAAGUUUAUACGUAUUCGUUCUGAAAAAAAUUAACUCGUAAUAUAUCACUACUCGCCGAAAACACAGUACACUUUCUCCCUCAUGCUUACACACAUAUACACGAACACAGACAAACCAGAAUGAACAUACGCAUACAUUCAAAACUUUAUGUAUAUCUACAGCGAACAGAAGAGAGUAAUUAACUUAUCAUCUUCCAUCAUAGUCACUGCUUCAAGCUAACUUUUUUUUAGAACGGCUUUGGAAAAUAAAAACGAGACCUUUUUUUUCUAUAAUCAUCACAGAAUCCUGAAUUAACAGCUAGCUCUUCUUUCUAACUGCUUUUUGGUGCAAAAACACUUGCAUACACCGAAUAGAAAACCGUCUUAUGGCAGACCUUUAGCUGAAACCACACACAACAACAACAACAAUAGUAACUGUAGCAGAAAAUAUAUUGAAAGGGACAUUCGAGGGACGAAACAAACUGCGUACUAAUCAAUUAGAAUGAGAAAAAUGAAAGCCAUAUUAUAUAACUACACACAUAAAGGAAAACAAAAAUUAACUAAAUCCAAAGAUCAUUUCCUUAGUAAUAAAAAGUGGCAAGUAUGAGGAAAACAACUUUAGGGAAACUGCAUUAAGCUACUAUAAUUAUAAUAGUACUACACAGAUACAGAUAACAAAAAUCUCGAAAAAAAAGUUAAAGCAAAAUGCUUGAUUUCGAAGGAAAGUCCCCCGUAUUGACCUUAAACUAACACAAACAAAAAAUGAAAAAAAAAUCUCUCCUAUUCGAGAGAACAACAAAAAACUGAAAAAAAAUCUAUAAUUGACCACACUUUAUACACGAGAGGAAAACACACUAAAAUAUACAAUAAAUAUAAUUUAAGACAAAUUAUAUCUAUCAACUUUUGUCAUCAAUUAAAUUAAAUAUAAAUUCAACUAAAAAUGCGAUAAAACAGGAAUAUUGAUACUAUAUUUGGCCGGCAGAAGUGGUUUCGAGUGUUCGGCGGCCAGUAGCGGUCCUUUCCGUCACGCCAUCGUCACUCUAAAGGGCCGCUUCCGUCCGUCGGCCGCCGAUCGGCAGCCCACUGUCGGUCGAUUUAGAGACUUACACUCUUACUAGCGAAGAAAAACAGAACAAAAAACGAUAAAUUUAAUGAUAUAGGCAGAGCUGAGAACAACAAAUGGAAGAUCGAAAAGAGAUUUAACGCAUAUUUAUGAAGUGAAAGGAAAACGAAGCGAAGAAGCAAAAUCGUUACGAGUCACGGGGCAACAGAAAAAAGAAAGAAUAAAUAAAAAUGCCAAAAAACAACUUGUUUAGUUAAAAACAAAUAGAAGGAAAAUAAGGAAAAACGUUAAAAAUAUUAUAGAAAGGAAAAAAAACCUUUGCCAUUUUAUUGAUAAAGGACGAAGGAAAAUGAUUUAUGAUUAUUAAUUAUUAUUAAACUAAAAGUAUGCGCAGAUAAAUGCAAAAAAUAACUAAUUUUAUAAUUCAAUUAUUGAUUUUUAUUAUGGUUCUAUUACAAUUAUUAGUCUUGCAGAAGGAAGAAACACUAUACAGAGGAAAGAAAAGAAGGAUACCAUUAAAUAAUUUUGUAUAGUGGACAUGCAAAGCCAGUCUCUUAGAGAGGGACACUGCAAGUAUGCUUUACUGUUUAGGCAAACAUAGUAGAAAAGCUUUUUAAUUACUGAAUAGGAUUAGAACCGACGAGCGACUAUUUUUGCGAUAAAUAAGUAAUAUCUGAGUAGUAAGCUUGGCAGUGCGAUUUGCUAACUUGAAACAUUUAAACUACUCAAACUACUAGCACACAAAACAGGAAUCGUAUUUUUCAUCAACAAAAGCGUUUGUUUUCUAAUCAUCAUACCAAGUAGAGAUUGAUUACACUUAGUACUAACUAACAAACGUUACAAAUGUAUACCGAAAAGUACAGUUACUAAAAACAAGGAAAAAGCAAAAUGUGGAUAGCGGUACUACCCUGAUUGGAAACUGGCUUCGUCUGUCCAACAAUCAAAUAUAUUAUUAUAUAUGAAGAAACAUAUUAUUAACUUUAUAACAAAAAAGUAACAAAAUAAAGUUAAAAAUACACUUUUAAAA